AUGUCCACCUAUGACAGAUCCUGCAUCGUCCCAAUCGAGCAAAGUGCCCUGAGAGCCAAGGCGAGUAAAUUAAUGCACAUUUCCAGUGAUUCUAUUCGUAGAUAUACGCAGUGCCAAUCUAGCGAAAAUUUCAGAAUUGACCGAAAGUUCCAGGCGGAGCCGUGA
Messenger RNA from Sclerotinia sclerotiorum 1980 UF-70, 165 nucleotides. RefSeq lists its product with no specific name. The transcript has a single exon. Lineage: Eukaryota; Fungi; Ascomycota; Leotiomycetes; Helotiales; Sclerotiniaceae. The record is from RefSeq and is a predicted model, not a curated record. The coding region runs from base 1 to 165 and encodes 54 amino acids.